GGGGUAGGGGCCGCGGCCGCGGUCGCGCGGGAGCCUGGGGAAGAGUUCGCCUCCGCCGUGGGGAGCGGGGCUGCCGCCGCCAGCAAAGCUGGGAGGGCCGCUGGAGGCCGCCGGGGCCGAGCUGGUCUUGGGGUGCGUCGGCAUCCUCCCGAGCUGGCGCGUCCGCGGUGCAGCCGGGGGGAGCCUGGCGCCGCAGGUGCCCGAAGAUCCGAAGCAGCCACCACCGGGAGAGCUGGAGCGCGGAGGCUGCAAGGCGGCAUUGAUGCGGCAGCAGGUCGGAUCACCUCGGCUCCAUGGUGAGGAGAAAGAAGAGCCCCCCUGGGCCUGAGGAACAGCAGAAUGGGAUGACAGUGAAACUGGGAGAGAGCAGCGGGGAGGAAGGGGUGAAAAAGCUGGGCAAGAGAGCAGGAGGAGAUGAGGAGUCCCUGGAAGAAGAAGGGGCAGGAGGAGGAGGAGAGGCAGCUCCAGGCAGCAGCAGCACAAAGAAAGAAGAGAAGAUUAUUAACAACAACACUAACAACAACCCCCCAUCGAACCCCAAUUUAUCACAGGCCCCUUCCUCCCUCCAGCCGUCCCACAGCCAGGACCAGCAUCAUUUUCUCAGGUCCAGUGUCAGACCUCAGAGCAAGAGGUUAAAGAAGGAUUCUCAGGCAUCCUCUUCAGUUGGCAACAGCAGCAGCACUACUGCAAAAGGCAAAGCAGCAGAUAAUGGAGGGACUACAUCUGGAAGCACACAAGGAAUUUCUUCCAGUACUCCUGCAGCAAAUUCCAAGUCAGCGGCAAGAAACCUGGGCUCUUCGACUGGAGAGAAGGAGGAAGGGAAGAAGGUUAGACGGCAGUGGGAAUCUUGGAGCACAGAAGACAAAAAUACUUUCUUUGAGGGGCUGUAUGAGCAUGGGAAAGACUUUGAGGCUAUCCAGAACAACAUUGCCCUGAAGUACAAAAAGAAAGGCAAACCAGCAAGCAUGGUGAAGAACAAAGAACAAGUUCGCCAUUUCUACUACCGCACCUGGCACAAGAUCUCGAAGUACAUUGACUUUGAUAAUGUGUUUUCACAAGGGCUGAAAAAAUCCUCCCUGGAGCUUUAUGGCUUAAUCUGCUAUGGGGAACUGAGGAAAAAGAUUGGGGGAUGUAUGGAUGACAAGAAUGCCGCUAAACUCAACGAGCUCAUUCAGGCUGGGGCCACGACUGUUCGCUACAAAGGGAGAAACCUUCGUAUCAAAGCUCCAAUGUGCAGGGCUUUGAAGAAACUCUGUGAUCCAGAUGGCAUUAGUGAUGAAGAGGACCAGAAACCAGUGCGUCUUCCUCUCAAGGUCCCUGUGGAGUUGCAGCCACGAAAUAAUCAUGCAUGGGCUCGAGUACAGAGUCUUGCCCAGAAUCCACGGCUUAGGAUGAUAGUGGAGUUGCACCGGAAGGUCUCCAGCCUCAUUGAGUUCCUGAAGCAGAAGUGGGCUCUCCACGAAGUGCGCAUCCGUAAAACACUAGAGGAACGGCAGCUUCAAGACACCAGAGACUCGGAAACAAGAGGCAGCUUCUCAGAGGAGAAAGUGAUGCUCCAUCUUUUUCCAGGAGAGAAUUGUACACUCACGCCCCUGCCUGGGGUAGCCAGAGUGGUCCACUCCAAGGCUUUCUGCACAGUACAUUGGCAGGAAACUGGCAAGUGCAAACAGAACACAAAAGACUCUCACUUACUACCCCCCGCACAAAUCCUAGGCAUACAGAGUGGUCAGGGGACAGCUAGGGGACAACUAAAAUAUGCACGGGGAACAGAAGGUGGUAAGAGUGUUGGAAGGGCAGAGAGCGCUACAGAAUCAAGCAGAGCCUCUCAGCCCACAGCUGAAGCUUCUGCAAGCACUGAAGACGGUUCCUCAGAGACUGGUCUGGUGGAAGGAACAGCCUCAAAUCUUGGCAUCGCUAAUUCUCUCAACAAGCCACCUUCUGGACUUCAAGAUCCAGGAGGGAACAAUGACAAGCCAAGCUCAGUGACCUGUGUGGAGGGCAGGGAGGUCCUGGCCAGUGACCAAGCAACUGUACUGCCAUCAUGCAGCACAGCUUGUGCUUGCAGGAAGAUCCCUGAUGUGGAGGAGCUUUCUCUGCUGGAUCCGUUCCCGCGGUACAUGAAGUCCUGUCAGGACCUGAUCGUUCCAGAGAAAUGUUUUUGCACAGACAAACUGCAUGGAAAAGACUGUACUGCAGCAGCUGGUAGUACUUCUCCUGUGGCUUUUCCAAGUGGGAACACGGAGAUGUCUGAUGCCUAUUCAGCACAGCUGCCAAGAGGCAGUGUGGCUUCACCCAGCAGUGGCCCGUCCAGAUAUGAAGCUCAGGCUAGCCAUGGUCCCAGCCUACAGCUUGAUACUUGUACCAAGGAGAUAACAGAUGCAGUAAUGGAGGAUUCUCAAGAGAAGCUGAGCUCCUCAUUUCCACCUCCACCUCAGGGACAAUCUAGUUCAAAGUCUCUCAAGGAUGAUCCGAGCAGGCUCUCUCAACAGGUUAGAGAAGAAGGAUGGAGUCUACGGACUUCUGAGAGCCUUACGCUGGCAGAAGUCUACCUCAUGAUGGGCAAGCCGAACAAGCUGCAGCUGGAAUAUGACUGGCUGGCUGUCCUGGAGCCAGAAACCCAGGAUGCUAGGGAACAAACAUCUGAACCAAGUGCUGUUCCUACAUGUACCACCUUUCACAAGCAGAGACUCCUAAACUGCCUUUUAAAACUCAUCUCUACUGAAGUCAAUCCCAAACCAACCCCUGAGAUGAGCUCUGUUGCCACGUCACCUAUAAAGCCUGCUCAAGAGGAGCAGGCACUGACUCCUCCAGGAAAGGUGAUUGCCAUCAGCACCAGGAGUCCAGGUUGUGCACGAAACCAGUCUGCCCUUCGCAACAACAAGACUUUUUCUCCCAGUGCCGCUUCCAGCUCCUCAGGUUUGAGAAACCUCCCUAGACCUCUCUUGGUGGCUGGUCCUUCAAGUUCUGGAAGUGUUGAUGCAGAUGGUGGACUCUUUGCAGUUCCUACAACUCUACCACCCAACAGCCGCCACGGGAAACUGUUCUUGCCUAGUAAAGAAGCAGAAUUGACCUUCCGGCAGCACUUGGACACAAUCAGUAUGCAGUCAGACUUCUUCUUGCCAAAGCCAAGGAAAUUACGGAACAGACACUUGCGGAAGCCAUUGGUAGUACAGAGAACGCUGCUCCCUAGGCCAUCUGGAAAUCCGUCCCAGCAUGUCUGUUCCUUUUCUAUCUUAUCCAACUCAUCCAUAACAGGGAGAGGUUCGUUUCGGCCAAUCCAGUCCUCACUGAAUAAAGCCGCUGUUUCUCGUCCCAUCGUGCCGAAGGUUCUUCCAACACAGGCUACCAACCAUCUGUCUAGUGCUAUUGAUUUGGCAGCUAAAAGUGCCGGUAUUAUCCCUGGUAGCCCUUUGCCUGUUCUGGAUGCAGAUGGUUUGUCAGGUGUAUCUCCACUGUCACCAGACGGGGUGACCGCAGUGGUAACAGGGCAGGAGUCAACCGUAGCACAUCAGAAUGGAGGGUCCCUCACCACUGUGGAGGGCUCAGGCACUGGGUGUCGGGUUCCAUUCAUCAGCCUGCCAACACGGCAUGAGCAGCAGGAGGCAGUUCCUGAUGGCUUCCAGGGCACAUCAGUCCUUUCUCUGUCAGAACUAACCAAGACUCCUCUCCAGAAUGGUCUUUCCACCCCUCCACUUCCCUCAUCAGAGGCUUCCAGUACCCGUCUCUCUCCUCCCAAUGUCUCUGCUCUCUUGGAUAUUUCUCUGCCCGGACCACCUGAAGAUGUGCUCUCUCAAGGAGAACCUGCCACUCAGAUCAGUGAUUCUAUCAUUGAAAUAGCUAUCAGCUCUGGUCAAUACAGUGAAGGUGUUUCUCUCUCUCCUGCAAAGCUGAAUGGCAGUGACAGCUCCAAAAGUCUUCCAUCCCCAUCCAGUAGUCCUCAGCAGAACUGGAUUGCCUCUCCCAGCCAUGAUCCCCAGUGGUACCCCAAUGACUCCACAGACUCGUCUCUCAGUAGCUUGUUUUCAAGUUUCAUCUCCCCUGAGAAGGGCCGAAAAAUGUUGCCAACUCCUGUUGGAACUGCCAGUGGCACCUCCUUACUAGGACCUAGCCUUCUGGAUGGAAACUCACGCGACUCUUUUGUAUCACGGUCUCUGGCAGAUGUAGCAGAGGUGGUGGAUUCCCAGCUGGCUUGCAUGAUGAAUGAGAAUAGCAUAGAUUACAUAUCUCGUUUUAAUGACCUUGCCCAGGAGCUAUCCAUACCUGAGCCCACCCGGAGGGAAAUUCUGUUUGAUGGAGGUGGUGGUGGUCCCCCUAUUGGAGAUCUCUCACAGUGAGCACACGAGACCCAACAGGCUAGUGGAGACUGUUCAGCUACGGUGGAACUUGCAACGCUGGAUCACAGCAGGGGCAGGUUGUGGAGAAACAGCUGAGGCUCAGUUGUACCAUCUUUCUAAAAGAGCAGCAUUGUCUUCAAAGAUCUGAAGAAGUACUUGCAAGUCCUGGAAUGUGCAAUAUGCUCGGAACAACAAAACGUGGAAUAGUAUUGUAGGAAAUGAUGUGUCCCCUGCAUCAGUGAUAUAAGAUGGCAGGUUUAUGUCCUGGACUUGUACUGGGGAAUGGCCUGGGAAGAAGAAGCUCAAGCAGAAAGGGUAUUGCCAGAAGCUCCCCUACAUGAAUUAUUUUUUGUGUAGUAAUCAAAAUGCUCUGAUUUGGGAUUCAUAUUG
Rhea pennata is the source of this 4724-nucleotide messenger RNA. RefSeq names its product cramped chromatin regulator homolog 1 (gene CRAMP1). Gene Ontology annotation, molecular function: chromatin binding. Lineage: Eukaryota; Metazoa; Chordata; Aves; Rheiformes; Rheidae. Gene Ontology annotation, cellular component: nucleus. Gene Ontology annotation, biological process: pattern specification process. Bases 294 to 4334 code for a protein of 1346 amino acids. The record is from RefSeq and is a predicted model, not a curated record. The transcript has 22 exons.